This is a messenger RNA of Diaporthe amygdali, 1365 nucleotides long. RefSeq names its product dialkylglycine decarboxylase. Gene Ontology annotation, molecular function: pyridoxal phosphate binding; transaminase activity. The transcript has a single exon. NCBI's taxonomy places the organism in Eukaryota, Fungi, Ascomycota, Sordariomycetes, Diaporthales, Diaporthaceae. Gene Ontology annotation, cellular component: cytosol. The record is from RefSeq and is a predicted model, not a curated record. Bases 1 to 1365 code for a protein of 454 amino acids.
AUGGGCAGCGUCACACCGACCAGCGAGGACCUCGGUGAGCUCACAUACCAGCUUGAUCGAGCCAACGUCUUUCACUCGUGGAGUGCCCAAGCAGCACUCAACCCACUGGCCAUUGCAGGAUCAUCGGGCAGCGAGGUGUGGGACUACUCCGGCAAGCGCUAUCUGGAUUUCUCUUGCCAGCUUAUCUACACCAACAUUGGCCAUGGCCACCCCAAGGUCGUCGCGGCCAUUAAGCAGCAAGCGGAAACACUGGCCACUAUAGCUCCAGCCCACGCCAAUCUCGCUCGUGGAAGGGCCGCCGAGCUGAUACUCAAGCACGCCAAUGGGCUCCACCCCGACGACAAGUUCUUCCACAAGGUCUUCUUCACCAAUGCUGGGGCUGACGCCAAUGAGAACGCAAUUCGCAUGGCAAGGUUGACAACCGGCAGGGAUACAGUGCUCUCAACUUACCGCAGCUAUCACGGCAGUACGGGGGCGGCCAUCUGCGCGACUGGGGAUUUCCGCCGAGUCCCCAAUCAGUUUGCUCGGGGCCACACCCACUUCUUCGGCCCAUACCCCUACAGAUCAGAGUUCUGGUCAACCUCGCCAGAGCAAGAGAAUGAGCGGGCACUGCAUCAUCUUCGGAGGGUCAUCGAGUGCGAGGGUCCCGCCUCCAUCGCAGCUAUUAUUCUGGAGACGAUUCCCGGGACGGCAGGCGUCAUAGUACCUCCGUCUGGAUGGCUUGGAGGCGUGCGGAAGCUGUGCGACGAGUUCGGCAUCGUGCUGAUCUGCGAUGAGGUUAUGGCCGGUUUUGGGCGGACGGGCGACUGGUUCGCGUGGCAGAACAAGGAGCUGAACCCAGAGGCCAUCACUCCCGACCUCAUUACGUUCGCAAAGGGCGUCAAUGGUGGUUACGUCCCCGCUGGCGGUGUGAUCAUCUCCCAAGCUAUAUCGCACGCCUUCGAUGAGCGCUCAUACCCGGGAGGCCUGACCUACUCAGGACACCCGCUUGCCAUGGCGGCCAUUGUGGCUACCAUCGAGGCCCAGGAGCAAGAGCGGAUACCCGAGCAUGCCGCUACCAUCGGGAAGGAUGUUCUGGGUCCUGGUCUGCGCAAGCUUGCUGAAAAGCACCGGCUGAUCGGAGAAGUGCGAGGUCUCGGCGUUUUCUGGGCGCUGGAUCUGGUAUCGGAUCCAGUAACCAAGAAGCCGGUAUCUGCGGACGUAGUCGCGAAGAUAAAGGCUGAGAGUCAAAAGAGAGGUUUGAUUUCGUUCUUUGUCGAGAACAGAGUACACAUCGUGCCACCGUGCAACGUAUCCAAGGAGGACGCGGAAAAGGCAUUGGCUAUCUAUGACGAGGCUCUCACUGCAGUAGAAGCGGGCCUGUAG